GAGUGCUUCGGAGGGGAGUACCGACCCAAAGUCUACGACCAGUCCAACCCCUACCCAGACGUGCGGAGGCGCUACUGGAACGCCUACAUGCUGUUCUACCAGAGGAUCAGUGACCAGAACUCUCCGGUGCUGCCCAAGAAGAGCCGUGUCAGCGUCAUGAGACAGGAGGCCGAAGACCUCACCCUAUCGGCCCCCUCCUCCCUGACGUGUCCCCCCAGUCAUCCCCCCGGGCCCCCAGGGCCAACAACGACCGGCUCACCCUCCUCACCCGUCUGGUCCGCAAGGGGGAGAAGAAGGGCCUGUUUGUGGAGAAGAUGCCUGCUAGCAUCUACCAGAUGGUGCGGGAUGAGAACCUGAAGUUCAUGAGGAACAGAGACGUCUACAACAGCGACUACUUCAACUUCACCCUCUCCCUCGCCUCCGUCAACGCAACCAAGCUGAAGCACCCGGUCUAUCAGGCCAUGGCCAAAGAGAGUCUACAGCUAGCGGUUCACUUCCUCUUCCACACCUACCUACGCACCAAGAAGAAGCUCCGGGUAGACACAGAGGAGUGGAUGGCUACAGUGGAGGUGCUGCUGUCUAAGAGCAGCGAAGCCUGCCAGUGGCUGGUGCAGUACCUGGUGGGACCAGAGGGCCGAGAGAUCACCAAGGUGUGUCUGCUGGAGUGCAGCAUGAGGGAGAUCAGGGCUGUGGUGGGCGCCAUCUUGGAGAAGACCUUGGAGAGCGCGCUCCACUUUGGCGACCCGGGAUUGGACAGCCUGACCGACGCCCUGCUCUCACUAUUGGAUAAGGAUGUGCCAGAGAACGUCAAGAACUGUGCCCAGUACUUCAGCCUCUUCAGCAACUUUGCACAGAGGGGACAUGGGCCGUGCCAGUUGUUGUUGAAACACUCUGCGUAUCGCAGAAUGCUUAUCUUCCUUCUGGGGCCCAACAGGCAGAACAACCAGAACCGGCGCUGGAAUCCAGCUCAGGCGCGAGAGUUCCUCCACCUCCACACGACCCUGGCCAUGAUCGCCCUCCAGUCUGACCUCAGCACCCAGAGGACCAGGACACACCUAGGAGCUCCCGGCUCCUUCAAGCUGAGUGUGGGUGUCAUCCCUCACUCCACCUCCCUCCUCCCCCUCAACCCCGACAUCCUGGCCUCGCUCUUCACCCCGGAGGGGCAGCCCUACCUGAUGGAGGUGAUGUUUGCCAUGCGGGAGCUGUCUGGUCCACUGGCCAUCCUCAUAGAGAUGGUGACACGCUGCUCUUUCUGCAACGAGCCCUUCUCCCUGGGAGUCCUGCAGCUGCUCAAGACCCAGCUGGAGACUGCUCCACCACACGAGCUGAAGAAUGUGUUCCAGAUGCUGCAGGAGCUGUUGGUGGUGGAGGACCCCCUCCAAUCCCAGAGGCUCAAGUACGCCUUCGAGUCAGAGAAAGGCCUCCUGGCUCUGAUGCACCAGAGCAACAACGUGGACAGCAGCCGAUGCUACCAAUGUGUCAAGUUCCUGGUCACCCUGGCCCAGAAGUGUGCUCCUGCUAAGGACUACUUUAAGGACCUCUCUGGUCACUGGAGCUGGGCAGUGCAGUGGCUGCAGAAGAAGAUGUCAGAACACUACUGGACUCCACAGAGCAACGUCUCCAACGAGACGUCCACCGCCAAAACCUUCCAGCGUACCAUCUCUGCUCAGGACACCCUGGCAUAUGCCACAGCGCUGCUGAACGAGAAGGAGCAGUCAGGUAGCAGUAACGGCUCUGACGGCAGCCCAGCCAAUGAGAACGCCGACCGCAGCCUCCGACAGGGUUCGGAGUCUCCCAUGAUGCUUGGUGAUUCUAAGAGCGAUCUCGAGGACGUUGACCCCUAGCAACUCAGACCAGCAGAAUCCCUCCAAUAAGGAGGCGGCACAGUUCCUGGCAGCCAAUCGAUAGACUGCAGUUCACCUCUGAUUGGUCAGGACCCCUGCAACCGCCAGUCAGAACACUUUUCUCUCCUGGUCGCUGGAGCAACAUAAGGAUACAUGAAUAUUCAUGAUUCACUUCCUGCCAGGCCAGACUAGUCGAUAAUUCAGCUGGACCAUCAUCUAGGGGCAGGAGGGUUGGUGAUGAAGAAGAGUAAUCCCUCCAUGACGAUGGAUGACUUCAGUUAAUUCUUCUUUCGUUUGUUCACUCACUCAGAAUGGAAGAAAAGGGUUUGCAUUUUAAGCUUUUUUUUGUUUGUUUAGGUGUUUUUUUUUUUUUUUUUUUUUGCUCAUGUUUGCCAAUGUAACUAAAUAGACAUAUUCCUAUUGUAAAGAUUUUUGUUCCAUAGGUGUAAUUUCAGAUGUAAGAUAAUAUUUUAAAGGCUCCCCGUGCGACCCCUUCUAUCGGUGGGUUAGUUUGGGGGCGUGGCUUCAACUC
This is a messenger RNA of Osmerus eperlanus (European smelt), 2376 nucleotides long. RefSeq names its product ubiquitin carboxyl-terminal hydrolase 24-like. The record is from RefSeq and is a predicted model, not a curated record. Bases 315 to 1844 code for a protein of 509 amino acids. NCBI's taxonomy places the organism in Eukaryota, Metazoa, Chordata, Actinopteri, Osmeriformes, Osmeridae. The transcript is spliced from 19 exons.